AUGAAACGAAGACCAUUAAGGCAGAAAACAGAGGAGCCUUGGGGAUUGCUGAAGACCAGCUGGAAAUACCAGACAGGGGAGUUCUUCAACAAAAGCACACUUCAUGGAGUCAGAUACAUCGCAGAAAAGGACAGACCCUUCUGCGAACGGUUCAUGUGGUUUGUGCUGACCUCGGUGGGGACGAUUACGACGUUGAUUAUCAUCGUGUCACUCUGGGAGAAGUUCCAGACUAACCCGACCAUCACUGGUCUUGACACAGACUUUCACAACUGGGAAGUGCCCUUCCCCACUGUCACUCUGUGUCCAGACGAUCCAACCAAUGAGACGCUCAUCAACAACUUUAUACAGAGCAAUUGGGGUAAUGUGUCUACUCAAGAAAUUUCAGAGAAGUACUUUGACUUUAUCAGAACGAUGUCUCACUUGACCAUAGCGGACCUCGAUACCAUCGUCAAAUUUACUAACAACACUUCCGCUUACGAUUUGCCUGUGACUAGCUUUGAAGAAGUUCUUUACCAGGUGGUGAACGACUGCCCCGAUGUAAUCUUUGACUGUGAAUGGAAAGGAGAAGCGUACAAUUGCUGCCAAGGGUUCCAGUACAUACUCACUGAAGUUGGAUUUUGUUACAUUUUCAACUCUCGGUUUUCAAGAGGCAACACCGACACUCUGAGGAUAGUUGAAGCUAAAGACUUCAAACCACAGAUGAUCCAUGAGACAGAUUCAAAAUGGUCGAUGGUUUUAAACAUGCCAAAUGUGGAAGAAAACAAUAUCAGGGUGUUCAUCCACAGUGCGGAUGAAGUACCAACUCUUGACAUGGUUCCGCAGCACGUGUGGAAACGUACGAUCCACUCUGUCUUCUUCUCCGUGAAACAUACUUACACGAUGGAGGACGUGCGGCAGUUGAGCAUCAAACAGCGUCAUUGCGUCUUCCCGCAGGAGAUCAAACUGUUGACCGGAGGCAACUACACAUACGGAGGCUGCAUGAUGGAGUGUCGCAUGAAGAAAGCUUUCGCUCUCUGCAAAUGUUUGCCGUACUUCUAUCCUGAACUGGCAAAGUUCCCUCGAUGUGACCUGAAGGGAUUGGGUUGCUUGGCUAAACAUUCAGAUGAGCUAACACAGAUGAGCUGUUCUUGUGAGUUGGGAUGCAUGAAUACAGUUUAUGAAGUGGAUAAACUAGAUGAUGUGACACCAGAAGAAAAGAACCUGGAGAUAGGUUUUGUGUCGUGGCCGAUGGUUCGCUACAAACGGGAGGUGUUAUUUGGCUGGGUCGACCUACUGGUUUCAUUUGGAGGGAUCGCUGGUCUCUUCUUGGGGUUCAGUUUGCUCAGUGGAGUUGAAAUUGUGUAUUACUUUACAAUGCGAUCAUGCUGCAUGCUCUACAGAAACAGGGACGAGCUGGAACAGCUAAAGCAUGAAUAUGAGAAUCAACCUCGACCAGAAAUCAACCUGGACCUGAAACCAUUCUUUGCAAAAGAUACCAAAGUGGUACCUACUGCUGGGCCUAUAAAAGUGGAAAAAAUGCCAGACAUUUACUCAAUACCUUACCUCAACUGAGGCCUGUGACGUAGUGCUGAGUGUAGAUGUGUUGGGAUGAUGAGGUGUUUUGUUUUGCCAAACUGACAUCCUAGGAUGCUAGGCUCCAACCCGGAUCCGGUGUACAAAUUACUCCAGGCUGGGCC
Messenger RNA from Macrosteles quadrilineatus (aster leafhopper), 1676 nucleotides. Its product is annotated as sodium channel protein Nach-like. Gene Ontology annotation, cellular component: membrane. The transcript has 11 exons. Bases 1 to 1551 code for a protein of 516 amino acids. The record is from RefSeq and is a predicted model, not a curated record. Gene Ontology annotation, molecular function: ligand-gated sodium channel activity. Lineage: Eukaryota; Metazoa; Arthropoda; Insecta; Hemiptera; Cicadellidae. Gene Ontology annotation, biological process: sodium ion transmembrane transport.